Molecule: messenger RNA, 1329 nt
Organism: Olea europaea var. sylvestris
Lineage: Eukaryota; Viridiplantae; Streptophyta; Magnoliopsida; Lamiales; Oleaceae
Product: putative late blight resistance protein homolog R1B-8
Exons: 4
Coding region: 1-1329 (442 amino acids)
Biological process (GO): protein folding
Molecular function (GO): alpha-tubulin binding; ADP binding
Source: RefSeq, a predicted model, not a curated record
AUGGAUCUCAAAUCUGGACAGAACACUGCUUCCUCACAAAUCGGCCACAACUACACAAGUUUCACGAAAAUACUCACUAAAGAGAUGCUUGAAGCAAGCAACGAACAAUUAUCAGAAUCUAUGUAUAAGAAUUUAAAGGGCAGGAGGUAUGUCAUUGUGUUGGAUGAUGUGCGGGAUACAAAGGUUUUGGAUGACUUGAAACGGUUGUUUCCAAACGACAAGGACGAAAGUCGAAUCAUGCUGACUACUAGGUUAGAAAAGGUAGCUAAUCAUGGAAACUCUUCUCGUCCUUAUCAUAUGCGCUUUCUAAACUGGGAUGAAAGUUGGAAUUUAUUUUGUAGGAAGGGAUUACUAAAACCAGUGAAAUCUAGAAGUUUGGAAGAUGUAGCCGAGGGGUACUUGUUGGAUCUUGUUGACAGAAAUCUUGUUUUGGUUCAUCAGCAAAGUUCCAAGGGCAAAAUUAAAACAUGCAAGAUCCAUGAUCUGUUGCGUGACCUUUGUAUGAGGGAAGCUGAAAGGGAAAAGUUUUUUCAUGUCAUGAAAAAGGAUCUCCUUGGUAUUUCUGAAGGCAUUGCUCUGCAAAGGUUAAGAAUUCAUUACCAAGGAGAGCAUCAUUAUACUGCCAACUGCCUGCCGAAUUUGCUCGUAAGGUCCCUCUUCAAUUUUGGAAAAUGGGAAAAUUUCCGUGAGUUGGAUCUUAACGUUAGGCUACUUAAAGUGUGGGAAAUGGAAAGUAGUACUAUGACGAAAUCAUCAAUUGUAAUAGUUGAAAUGGUUAACUUGCGGUACCUUGCUAGCACCUGCAAAGACAUGCCACAGUUGAGGCAUGUCCAGUUGAAUCAUGUGGUUCUGCCUGAUCCUCCUACUAUAGAAGCUAAGGAGGAAAAUUGUUUUAUUGUUUUGGAGCACCUGCAAACACUCUCCAUGGUAUACGAUUUCAAAUUGACACUGGAGAUCCUUAAAAGAAUUCCCAAUCUUAAGAAAUUGAGAAUCCAUUAUGAACAAAGGCGAUGGAAUUGGGGAGAUUAUUGUCAAAGUAAUCUCGUCAGUCUACAUAAUCUUGAAUCAUUAAAAUGCACCUUUUCUGGGAUGUCACGGUCUUCCCUGAAGAAUGUUACUUUCCCUACAUCGCUUCAAAAGUUGACUGUAACUGGAGGCAAGUUUCCUUGGAAAGAUAUGAAGAUUAUUGGUUCGCUGCCAAAUCUUCUAGUGCUCAAACUGAAAAGUAAUGCCUUUCAUGGCCGAGACUGGGAACCAAAUGAAGGGGAAUUUCUUCAGCUAAAAUUUCUGCUACUAGGAAGACAUUUAUCUGGUGCAUUGGAGAGCUGA